Canis lupus familiaris (dog) is the source of this 605-nucleotide messenger RNA. RefSeq names its product protein FAM24B (gene FAM24B). The record is from RefSeq and is a predicted model, not a curated record. The transcript is spliced from 3 exons. NCBI's taxonomy places the organism in Eukaryota, Metazoa, Chordata, Mammalia, Carnivora, Canidae. Bases 177 to 572 code for a protein of 131 amino acids.
GCCUCUGGCCUGACAGGCAUAGAAGUUGGAGCUGGACAGUGGCUGUACAUUCUGGUAGCUCUUGUGGAGACGAUGCAUCCAAAAGCCAGCUCCUCAAACUUAGAUCUUAAUUACUCUUAACGGGGAUAACUAGAGUUUUCUUUCUCAAAUUAAACGUUUGAGAAAUUCCUGAUAAGAUGUACUGUUCCCUAAAGUUUAUAUUAAUUGUAAUUUUUUUUUACUGCGGGCAUUCAUCGAACAUGGAAGACUUAGAGGGUAAUAAAGCCAACUCUUCUAAAGUCAACACGAUAAUUAUGUUCUGCAUUGGUGGCGGUAUCCUGAUGGCCAUUCUUGUGCUGAUGGGUGUUGUCAUCGGUCUUUACCACAAAAUAUCCAACGCAUUAAAACCUCCAAAGUCACCUCUUUGUUUGGCCUUAAAAAAUAAUCCAGCCAUACUCACUCAGGACAAGGUCGCUGCAGCCGCCCUCUCCGCUGGGUCUUAUCCCAACCUCCAAUGCUGUGACGAAUGUAGCUUGUAUGCUGACUUCGAUCCCCUGCCACCGUGCUUCUGUGAUGUAAAUGAGGGACUCUGACUUGGGUGGGCACAAAUAUAUUCAUGCAUAGUA